UCGAACGAUAUGCUUCUCGUCCCGCGAAUUCUUCGCUCGUUCGUGGCGAUCGCUAUUAUUCGAGAAACGCUCGCGUUCGAUUCGUUGGACCGAUUACUCGAGGACGCGAUACCUAUACUAUUUCCACCGGUCAGAAUGUCGUUGCAUCUCUGUCGACUCGGGCAAGAGGACGCGAUCGAAUUAUCCAAGAAGAUGUCGAGCAAGCGUUUGAUUCACGAGAUUCAUCGGGAACUCGAUGGAUUCGCGGCACGGACGCACGAUAUUUGGGAGCAUCGAGAUUUGUACGUGUUGGAUUUGAAUUGCGAUUAUGCGAUUCCAUUGUUGCGAGCGGCGAACGGGACAGGUAUGCUCUCCGCGCCGAUAAAAUGGCUGCUGCUUCGAGAUCGAUCGUCGGUCGAUGGAGAUUCGACGGGCGAAAGAGAAACGUUGAAAAACAUGGCCGUAUAUCCUGACAGCGAAGUGAUCGUCGCGAGGGAAAGAAUGAACGGUGUCGUGGAGAUAAGCUCCGUGUACAGACCCAGUCCUUUCCACGAGACGAUCGAGGAGGAUCGAGGGAACUGGACGAUCGAAUAUGGCGUACGAAUGCCAAAUCUAUAUCCCUCGUCGCGACGAAGAAGAGAUCUUCGACGCACGCCGUUGAAAUCCUGCCUCGUGAUGACCGAUCCCGAUACGAUCAACCAUUUAACUGAUUACGAAAAUAAGCAUAUAGAUCCAGUUACGAAGGCCAAUUAUCCUUGGAUAAUGCACAUAGCGAAUCGAAUGAACGCAACAAUUAGCUUUCGCGUAACGGAUAGCUGGGGAUAUCGAAGCGAGAACGGUACGUGGAGUGGUAUGACGGGGAUGUUGCAACGUAGGGAAAUCGACAUAGGCGGGACGGGAACUUUCUUUAUUCCACAACGUAUCGGUGUGGUAGAUUAUAUACAACUUUACACGCACACCAGAGCAUGCUUCAUCUUUCGUCAACCUUUGCUGUCCACCGUUAGCAACAUAUUCACGCUACCGUUCCAACGAUCCGUUUGGAUUGCGAUCGCAGUUUUCCUCUUGCUGUUACUCGGAUUGCUCUGUUUCUCCACCAAAUGGGAGUAUCGAAGAGGUGCAUCAACGAGCACGGCUCGAUAUUGGCAACAAUUCAAUCCAGCCGAACAAACGGUUAGCGAUAACUUGAUGGUUGUAUUGGGAGCGAUCGCGCAACAAGGAUAUUCUUACGAGCCAUAUCGCGUUCCCUCGAGAAUAGUUACCUUGAUGCUUUUGAUCGCAGCGCUUAAUUUGUACGCUUCUUACACGGCAAACAUCGUCGCUCUGCUUCAAUCGACCACCGACUCUAUCAAAACACCGGCCGAUCUGUUGCACAGCCCGUUGAAAUUGGGCGCUCAAGACGUGGUAUAUAGCCGACAUUAUUUCAAGAGUUUUCAAGAUCCGAUACGAAGAGCGAUAGUCGAUCAAAAAAUCGAGCCGAAGGGUCAAAAUGGUUCGUGGAUGUCAGUCGAAGAAGGUGCACGCCGCGUCAGAAACGAACUGUUUGCGUUUCACGCGGAACGAGGCGCCCUCUACAAGAUCAUGCAGGAAACGUAUUUCGAGGAUGAGAAAUGUGGAAUCAUGGAAAUAGACGUAAUGAAUAUGUUGGAUCCGCUUCUAGUUAUUCAAACUCGAUCCCCGUAUUUAGAGAUCGUCAAGAACGCAGCUCUUCUAUUGAGAGAAACCGGACUCAAAGUUCGCGAAGAUGUCCGACUGUACACGAACAAGCCCAAGUGUCAUGAACGGAAGAGCUUCGUUAGAAUAGGUUUCACCGAGUGUUACUUCGCGCUGGUCGCGUUAGGUUAUGGGACGCUUCUCAGUCUCGUCGUGUUGGCGAUCGAAAUCGUUUGGCAUAAAAAAAUCCAGCAAAUUCGUUGGGGUCGAACAUUGAAGAGUAACGAUGCAAUGACUAUCGCGACGUGGAGCAAAGCUGUUCCGUUCGAAUUCGAAUUUGAGGAGGAGGACGAGCAUCCGACGACGAGAGGGGGGAUUCGAUCGAUAACUCGAUUCGAUUCGAUGAACCUACGUAAAAACCGAUUCGAGCACGAUGUUGUGACGCAUCGACUCCAUGGUAACGACGGGAGAAAAAGGAAACAGAGAGAGGUAAGUAUCGCGUUUUCUAUUAUUCAAGAUAGGAGGAUGUCGUUGUUCAAGACGAAAGAAUGGUGGCAAACGAGAUGCGGAGCAAACGAGACUUUCGACAAGCACAGCUUGAUGGCAGCGCCGUUGUUCGGGAAAGAAAGGCACCACGAUAUCAUUGUGGUGACUAGUCACGAUGGUUACCUAAGGAUGUACGACCCGUCUUCUCGAUGGAUAGAUGAAACGAAAUCACCGACCAACUACAAAUCGACCGAUCUCAUGAUCGAGAAGCGAGUCGGCGAUUGCAUCGUGGAUGUUAAAACGGGCAAAUUCGUUUCGGGAUCGCAGGAUUCACGGCUAGCCGUGUUGACCGAUUCAAAGCUGCUCGUCUACGAUAUGAUUUUGGUCGAAGGAUCUGAAACCGAAUACGGGGAUCGAUGCGAGUUGAAGAUCAAUUACGAGCAUCGAUUGCCGAGGUUCCCGGCCUCCUUGACGGUUGGGCCAUUCGGCGGGGUCCGCGGCAGGGAUUUUCUCUGCGUUCAAUGCCUGGACGGUACCCUUUUGUUCUACGAGCAAGAGAUGUUCGCGUUCAGCCAGACGACGAGGAAUCAAUUGCUGGCCGAGCCGAUCGUCUACGUAUCCCGAUACGAUCUCUNNNUGGCCGCCACCUCCUCCUGGAUACUCGAAUGUCAUAGGCACGUGGAUUUCUUCUAGCUAGCUUGAAAGAGGAAAAACUUAGAACACCGUUUGCCCAGGUAUCAAAGCAUGGCUGAGUGGUCGAGGAUCGGUCACAAAGACGGGGACGGCGUUGAGGAGGGGCAUGGAAGAUCCAGCAGCAGUUUGGAACCGGAUUGGACGUUCAACAUCGGUGAACCGAUCCUCGGCAUCGAGACUGUCACUUUGACUAGUUUCGAGAUCGGGAUUGUGGUACUCGGCGAGAGACAUCUCUAUUGUCUAAAAGACAACUGCGCCUCGGUCAAAUACGCGAAGAGGUUCGAGUACAGGCCUGUCUGUUUUCGAGCUUAUGUAAUCGAACCGGACGGGAAAUUGAUGGUGCUGGUGAUCGCCGACACGGGUACUCUGAUGAUCUACGAGGGAACCACAUUGAAAUGGUCGGCAAAAUUGCCCUUCACACCUGUCACCGUGGCCAGGGUUCAACUUCGGCACUUGGAGGGCGCUAUAGUCGUUCUAUCGGCGGACGGUCGGUUGGAGGCUUGCUACCUAGGCUCGGAGCCGAGUUUGUUCGUCGCCCCCCCUCUUCACCCGCGCGGCUACGAUUACGCGGCCGCUGAACAAGAAUUGUCGAAGCUGCGUGAGAGUGUGUGUACGAGGAAGGAGGAUCGAACCAGCGAUGCUGGAGCGGAAGCGGAGCUCGUAGUUACGGUAAACGCAUCCAUGGACUCGGAUCCGUCGCCCGUUUGCGAGGUCGACGUACAAUUGUCCUCGUACGCUGCUCUUCGCGACGUUCAGGUUUGCGUCCACAACCACUCGAGGAGAAUGGUGGUGAGUGUGGAAGGGGAUUGGCCGUCGUACACGAUGGACGUGAUCGUGGUGGUCACGUAUAGGACGGACGAGGGUGUGCUGCGAGCCGUGAGAAAAAUCGGCCAAAUACCGAUAAAAAUGGCGUUGAGAAGCUGCCCGCCCGAAAAAUCCUCCUCCUUCGUGACCGUCGUCAAAAGCAACGCUCCGUCGACCCUCCCCUUCACCCAACUGUUUCCCGAAUUCGUAUGGGCGGAGGAAUCGGCGCAGAGGCAAGGUUGGAACGCGGUGGGGCUCGGCCACGUGAAUUCGGAUCGCAGGGUAACAGUGGUGUCCAGCGUGGCGAAUAAUCGUUACCGCGUCCAGUCGAGCGACGGGUCGUCCUCGACCUUGAUCGUGCGCCGAUUGAUCGACAGAUGGGCGAGGAAGAAGGGAGAGGGGGGGAACUCGGUGCAUCAGAGGAUGGACGAUCAUUUCGGGGCUCGGCGUGAGAUCGAGAAGAUAACGAACGAGAUCGGAUUGUUGACCAAUCAGUUGAGGAGUAUCGCAAGAAAGAUGGUAAGGAUCGUGAGAGAGAGGAACGAGCGAUCGUUGACCGACACAGGCUUACCCUUCCUCUUCGAAUCCACGUGCAGCUCCAUCUUCGCGCGCCUCGAGGAUCUCGCGAAGGCACGAGCGAAGCGGGAGCGAAGCGGGCACGAGCUUCGAUGCAACGUCGAAUUGUUGUUGGCGUUGCUGCGGUCGAACGUGGCCGAGGACAAGUACGAGGCGCUGAGGACGGCUAUAGGAUUCGAGCCGUCCGAUCGAACGGAUUGGGAGGAGAUCGCGAACGCGGGGCUGGCCGCGUUGCUCAAGUCCGUGUCGAGGAAGAGCGGUGGAUUUUCGGAGACGAGAUCGUGGACCGGCUUGGUUCCAAUAACGUCCGAGAGAGAGAUGGCGAAAGUGAAGACUCGGCUGAGCCACGCGAUAGGACGACUCGGUGCCUCGAGGGAAUCGGACAUCGCGGAGAUCGAGAACAACGAUUUUCCUCCAGAAUCGGCGUAACCGAAGAAGAAACCGAGGCCGAGUGAUUCGUCGUCGUGAUUCAUCGUGGCGCCGCGAUUCCGCUUUCCCGACUGGUUAAUUAAUGGCGAGGAUGACGGCGAAUAGAGAGAGAGAGAGAGAGAGAGAGAGAGAUCGGACGACUCUGUUUCUCUCGAACGCGAUGAUAUAAUCGGUUAAUAGGUGGAGACGUUACUUUUUCCUUUCGCUCGCCCGUGUUGCCGAUCGCGCGGAAACGCGGUGGUUUCCGAUUGCGAGGGGGCGAUCGAUCGGCCAGGGUUAAAAAAGGAGGACGGAAAACGAGCGAUUGUAACCGCCUCCGGAAGCGAUUGAUUGCGAACGCCGCUAAUUAGCUCGCCAUAUACCGAUAAAACCUGCCCCUUUGCCUCCUCGCCUCUUCGCCGCUUGGCGAGCGAGAACGGCUUUGAGCCGCCCCUCCUCUCUCCUCCUCCUUCUGCUCGGCUGAAGCAGGAUACGCGGCUCGUUUCCGGAAACGCGAUCGAGAUUACGCGCCGACCAUACGCCGCAACCUUCUUCCUUUUUCACGGCUCGAGAUUGCGUCGCAACUCGACCUCAACAAUAUAUUCCCGAGUUUCAAUUUCGAUCGAUGAACAGGAAUCGUGGAAUUUUGGAAAUUCUCUUCGAUUUCAUCGUUCCAAUUAUUUUUCUUGCGAAUCGCGGCCGAUCUCUCCGGCAACGGUCUGAGAUGCCCGAGACGAGGGAGAAAGCGACGUUUUAUGGACGUUAACGGAUCCAUAAAUCAUCGGUAAGCAUCGGUGGUGGUCGAGGACUCGGAAGAUAAGAUCGAACGAGAACGCGUUAAACGACGAUUAGCAACGGUGGUCCAAGGUCGAGAAGCGAACGGCCUGUAAACGGGUGAUGAUUCGUGGAAAACCGAGAGGUUGCGUCGUAGAAUUGGAAAAGAAAAUAAAUUUCGAGUCAGAAAUGGCCGUGUCUGUUCAACGUUCGAGCCCCGUUUAUUUCGAACAAAUAUCCCGAUCGUACUAUGUUUACGAUUCGAGCGUUUCGUGUAUACUUUGCUAGCGUUGGUCGCGCUAUGCUAUUGAGAGGGAGGGGGAAGGGGAAGAGGAGGAGGAGUAAUGGACGACGAAACGUUCGUUUCGAAAGAGUCGAGAUAUCGCUCGCGGGGCAACGAUAUACCCGCUUACUCUUCAGCCUCGACGUCUUCGCGUCGACACAUAGCGACCGAUUCGAAGGAAAUGUCUCGCGUCGUAAGCGAAAUUUCUCCAGGGACCGUGCCAUUCGAGAUUUUCACACGACCUUGGGCUCGUUAUGCGAAAGAAAGUAAAAGCGAUUGCGUUCCGUUCCUCUUUCACCUUUUCAUCUUUACGCCACGAUAUUUUCGAAACAAAUCCAUCUUUGUAACCAUAUAAUAAAGAUUGAAUUUGA
Molecule: messenger RNA, 6024 nt
Organism: Apis dorsata (giant honeybee)
Lineage: Eukaryota; Metazoa; Arthropoda; Insecta; Hymenoptera; Apidae
Product: protein PTHB1-like
Exons: 22
Biological process (GO): cilium assembly
Cellular component (GO): BBSome; membrane
Molecular function (GO): ligand-gated monoatomic ion channel activity
Source: RefSeq, a predicted model, not a curated record